UAAAAGCGCGGUUGACAGUUUCGGUCCAGAUUGAUCCUGUUCUCAACUGGUGAAGUUUGCUUGCAUGCGACAUUCCGCGCCUCUCCGCGUCCCUUUGCCGGGAUACUCCUUGCGGCCGCCUGUGAGACUUCGCGUCCCCGAACCGCACGCCUGAGGGCGACAUGACUGCGCUGGCCUUGCGAGACCUACCGACCUACCGACCCUCCUUCUGGCAGCCCGAACCGACGCUCCUGCCCCCGGGGUGACGCGCAGCCCGCCGCCCAGACAUAUGGCCCCAAGACCCAAGUAUACCCUGCCCUGGAGAGAUGUCCACUCCUUCUACCUCCUGUCUCCACUGAUGGGCUUCCUCAGCAGGGCUUGGAGCCACCUGAGGGGCCCGGAAGGUCCAGAGCCCUGGCUGACAGAAACAGUAACAGGAGCAGAUCAGAUAGCCGCCAAGGCUCUGGUGACACCUCCCCUGGUCCCUGGGAACCUCCCUCAGGGGGACGCUGAGGACCGUGGAGCUCCUAGGGAGAGUCCAGCAGCCCAGGGGCCUUCCUUUGAUGUUCAAGCCCACAGUUCCCCUCCUGAAGCGUGGGGACUUUCAAAUGAUGGAUACAGUGAGAAGCAAGGACAGGAUGGCCCUCGAGAGCAGCAGAGGGAACACAGAGCUGGCCUGCCUAUGCCCCUGUCCCCUAGCCUGCAAGGUGCUGAUAAGAGCCUCGGGGAGGUGGUGGCUGGAGAAGAGGGAGGGACUGAGCUGGCUUAUCCCACAGCACACGGGGAGGGUGGUCCAGACGAGGACGAGGAAGAGGAUGGAGAAGCCUCUGCUGCUUACAGAGACCCAGGACACAAGCCCGGCCCUUCUGUGCAUUGCCCAGGGGUAGCAGGACAUCAAGCCACGGAGGAAAAAGGAACAGAAAAGAAAGCUGACCCCCCCAGCUCUCCUUUAGGCUCUCACCCCAGAGCCUGGGAGUACUGCUCUAGAGAGGGGCCUACGCAGGAGGGAGAAGGCAACCGAGAGCCAUGCAGGGCAGAGCAGGAUCAGCCUGGUCAGAAGGCAGCAGCUGAGGAAGAGGAGAAAGCUGAAGCUGUCUGUAGUGGGAAUGCCUUCCUGAAGGCCUGGGUAUGUCGGCCUGGAGAGGACUCGGAGGAUGAGGACGACGGGGAUUGGGGAUCAGCUGGGGAAGAGGAAGAAGGCCAGGCCUUGUCUUCCCCGACCUCUCCUGCACAAGCCUUCCUGAAGGCCUGGGUGUGUAGACCUGGAGAGGACACGGAGGAUGAGGACGGUGACUGGGAAUCAGAUGGGGAAGACAGUGUAGCUCAGACCUGUGCCACCCCCCAUACAAGUGUCUUCCUGAAGGCCUGGGUCUACUGUCCAGGAGAGGACACAGAAGAUGAGUGUGAGAAUGUCCCAGAUGACUCAGGUCCCUGCCUUCAGGCCCAGCGGUGUCUGCCUGGAGAGAAGACAGCGGGAUGUGUGCAAGCAGAACCCUCUCUUCAGCUGGCCUUCUAUUUACCUGGAGAGAAGCCAGCAGCACCUUGGGCUGCCCCUAAGCUGCCCCCUCGACUGCAAAGGAGGCUCAGACUAUUGAAAACCCCCACCCAGGAUCAGGACUCUGCAGCUCCCCUGCGGACCAGAAAGGUGCACUUCUCUGAGAAAGUCACAGUUCAUCUCCUUGCUGUCUGGGCAGGACCAGCCCAGGCUGCCCGCCGUGGUCCCUGGGAGCAGCUUGCACGAGAUCGGAGCCGCUUUGCUCGCCGCAUUGCCCAGGCAGAGAAGGAGCUGGGUCCUUACCUCACCCCUGCCUUCCGGGCCAGAGCACGGGCUCGCCUUGGAAACGCACCUCUUACUCUGGCCUCCACACCUUUUCCACAGCCUGGGCAUUGUGCCUCCUUAGGCCACGCCCUUGAGCCGAGCUCUGACCACACCCUCUCCCCUUCCCAGUGAAGCCCCUCCACCCAGCCUGAUUUAUAAACCCGUAUAGUUUUCUGUUAUUUAUUUUUUUAAUAUGAAAUAAAGCCUUUUGAUUUAUACU
Molecule: messenger RNA, 2018 nt
Organism: Microtus ochrogaster (prairie vole)
Lineage: Eukaryota; Metazoa; Chordata; Mammalia; Rodentia; Cricetidae
Gene: Ppp1r15a
Product: protein phosphatase 1 regulatory subunit 15A
Biological process (GO): response to endoplasmic reticulum stress
Cellular component (GO): endoplasmic reticulum; protein phosphatase type 1 complex
Molecular function (GO): protein phosphatase regulator activity
Source: RefSeq, a predicted model, not a curated record